CAGUCGAGCGCGAAGCCCACUAAAUUCCGAACAAGUUUGUGAUAUAGAAUGUAAUCUAGUGAAACGGCAUGUGUACGUUACUUUUACAAAUCUGUCUUCUCGGCACGUAUUUACAUGUUAGCAAACAGGAUUGUUUGGAAGAAAUUUCAAAUAAUAAUAGCGUAAGUGUAAUAUGGCACCAAACUCCACCCGCAACUAAUGUACAAUCAAAUCCACUUUGUUAUUAUAACGAAGAAUUAGUAACAAGAAAUUGCACCGAAACAAAUUGGAUACCGCCUAUUGAAAAAUUACAAACAUGUUCAAAGGUCGUCGAAUAUUUUGAUGAGUCAGCAUGCCCACCGGGAUUGCAUAAAUUUUCACAAACCGAUAACGAGAACUGUUAUAAAAUACAUGAACCUUCCACAUGGAACUAUCCUUGCUUCAAGAGCGGUGGUGCGUCACUUAUUACAGAUUUAGAUGCAGAGCAAUUUGAAUUUUUGUUACAAUCUUUACAUGCAAUGCACACUUCUAAACGUUUCUGGUUACCGGCACAACGAGUGAAAUCUUUUCACCCGAUCGUAUGGUAUAUACCAGGAUCUUACUGGGGACAUUCCGUUAACUUCAGUAGCAAUGUACCUAUAAGACCACAAAUAAAUAAUAAUUGUUUAUUAUUAGACAUUGAAAGAAAACUUAUCAGUACAGAAAAAUGCAAUAAAGAAUAUCCUAGUUUAUGUUUCUAUAUAAACGAUUUGCAUUACCCAGCAAAAUGCCCUGAUGGAUAUCACGCUUUUAGAUUUAUGCCAAAUGACGGAAUGUGUUUUGGAAUCGAAAAGACUGAAAAUGGAACCGGUUUUACAUUGUCUGAUUUUCUUAAGACACAAUGUAACAAACCCAUGGGACGCGCCGAAAAUGGCGAACUACAAAAGUUCAUUUUCAUGAAAAUAGCAGAACAGAGUGAACUUAGCAGAAAUAGUUGGUGUUGGUUUGGAUCUAAUGAAUAUACAAUAAAUUAUUCUUACAACAAUGGAACAAGCAUUUUUGAAACUAGCGUAAAACCUUUUGAAAGUGUAAUAAACAAACAAGGUACUCUAAGUUUAAUGAGUUCAGAAGCCAUGUUAUCUUGUAUGGCUUGCGAAAAAGAAAUAAUUUAUAAAGGAAUGAAUACAGAGUUUGAAAUCGAAUACAAUAAUAAUGAUCGAAAGAUUUAUUUAACUGUAUAUUUUCCGUCAGGUUUAUGGAAAGAUGAAAAUGAUGACAUAGGCAUUCAGUGCUUUUCAGAUGCAAAAGGAUUUGUUAAAGUAAUCAGUGUGGACGAAUAUCCCAUAAUUGAUGUUGAUUUACAGAAAUCAGAUUAUUCCGAAUCUGUUAAUGUAGAAAAAUCUGUAUAUGUUAUUGAUCUUGUCACCGACAUGCCUGCCCAAUAUUGGUGUGAAGGCCACACACAAAAUUUUUCGUUGAUAACUACGGAAAAAAUUAUUGUAAAUCCUAGAGGAAAUCAAAUACAUGUAUUUUCACUGACUAUUAAAAUUUGUUUUUAUGCAAAUGAAAAUACUACUUUGUCAGAUAUAUUGAAAGCAACUGAAAAUGUUACAACAAUUUUUGAAACAGAAAAAAUAUUACUGAUGGAUGUUUCCGAACCUGAUUUGAAUGAAGUGAAAUUAGUGAUGCACUUGCAUGUUACUGUGAAUGAUAGUUCUGCAGACAAUGGAAAAAAUCUACAAGAUACUUAUAUUUUUCUAAAGACUUUAUGUGAAAACGAACUUCCUAAACAUAAUAUUACUUUUGUUAGUUUAUCUAGUUCUUUAUACUGUUUGCCAACCACGUCAAUAGAUUUCAUAGUAUUGGACUGGGAAUUAACACCAGUUGGUCACAUAACUGCACCAAAACAAUUCUGUCUUCAAACUAAUGGUUUACCUGUAAAAAGACGAUGCUAUGGCUCCUAUCUUCAUGGUAGUGUUUGGGGCCAAGUUGAAGGCACGUGUGAUAAAAAUUACGAACCUUCUGAAAAAACGACCUUUCUUUACAAUUUUGCAAAAGGACAAGUUUCAGAGAAUGCAACCUCGAGAUUUCUAAUUGACGGGCUAAAUUUUGUGCUCGAUGACACUGAUAUAAUAAUUCCAGCUGAUAUAUAUUACUUGGCAAUGUCUUUAAAACAUAUUUUAAAUAUUGCGCAUGAAAACCAAAAUUCAAUCGAAAUGGGAGAUAUUGAAAAUAUAGCCUGGGUUAUGGACCGGGUUAUGGACCUAGACAUUGGAUACUUGCAUUUAGCACAAACACUAAAUUCAACUAAUGUAAUACUAGAUUCCGUUAAUAAUAUAAUUGACAUUCUCGUUCAAACAAAUGUUAGUUCAAACAAGCAUGAUCGUUCUUCGGAACACCGUGGUUAUCAGAUAGCGAUUAAACCUCAAUUUGUUAUUCAAAUAUCUUACCCAAAAUAUAAUAAUAUAACUGGCAUUGCAUUAGUGAGAUCUGGACAUUCAGAUAAGUUUACCGACAUGAUUGUAUAUCCACUGUAUAAAAAUACAACCCUUGACCACGUAUUCUCAAUCGAAAAUUUGGAAAUAGCAUCAUGGUUACCAGAAAAUAUUUUAAACAAUUUGAAAUGUAAUAGUAAUAUAACCAAUUCAACAGAUUUAGACAAUUUUCAUAUAGUAAUAAGUAUAUAUCAUAAUGAUGCUAUGUUUCAGGAGCUUAAUGCAAAUAAGUCCACUGUCAUCAGUCGUAUUAUAGAAAUAUCGGUACCCAACUUUAUCUCAAACUUGGAAUAUUCUGUGCCCUUAAUAUUUAAUCAAAUAAACAUUACAAAUUUUUCAAGAUUUUGUGGUUAUUGGGAUUUUGAAAGCCAUAAAAUUAAUAGUAUUCCGGGUCAUUGGUCAAACCGAGGAUGUUACUUGAUUAAAACUGUCGGCAAUUUGGGCGUUUGUGAAUGUUAUCAUUUAACACAUUUUGGUCAAUUAAUUAACAUACAAGAUGUUUAUUCCAAUGAUAAAAAUGAGGUUGAUCAUACAAAAGUUUUGAACAUAAUAACUCUAACUGGAAGUUUUCUUUCUUUGUUAGGUAUUAUUGGUAUAUGGAUAACAGCGUUAGUAUUCGACGUUUGGAGGAAAAAAGCGGGUACCAAAGUUCUUAUUCAAUUGUCCACUUCUAUUGCACUACCUUUAAUACUAAUGUUAGUUUUCAAUCUAAAUCAAAAAAUCUUUGUAGAAAGUGAAGGCAAGUUCAUUUUAAAUAACGAUAUGAAAAUCGUUUGUAUAACUUUAGGAGCAUUGUUACAUUAUUCAAUUCUAGCAAACUUUGUGUGGAUGUUGAUCACAGCAACUUUACAGUUUAUUCGCUAUGUCCGAGUCCUCGGAGUAAGUAGGCCAUCCAGGUUUAUGAUUAAAUUUAUGAUUAUAGGAUGGGGUACUCCAAUUGUUCCAGUAGUUUCAAUUUUAUGGGUUAAUCACGAGAACUACAUACCUGAUCCUUCAAUAAACCGUCCUAUAUGUUAUCCUAAGGAAUUUUACUUUAUAGCCUCGGUCAUAAUACCUAUUAGUAUUAUUCUCGUUAUUAAUAUAAUUUUAUUUCUUUUGGUUAUAAAAUCUAUUUCUCAAAGUUCUGAUAUGAGAACAACAGAUCGAAGUUUAGUAUUUGCCCAAUUAAGAUUGUCAAUAUUUUUAUUCUUUCUAUUAGGACUCACGUGGAUUUUUGGUAUAAUUUCUUUUACAGGGAAUUUCUUAUGGUCAUAUCUUUUUUGUCUAACUGCUACUGUGCAAGGUUUCGUAUUAUUUAUUUAUUUUGUCAUUUGCGAUCCGUCUACAAGAAACUUAUGGGUCAUGGUUUUCAAACCACCAUUUUCUAGAACUUCAUCAAGAAAAAGUAUCAUGAGUAUAAAUAGCGAAUAAGAUACACAUUAUAUUAUAUCCAUAUAUAUGAUUAAUGUACUUAAAAGAAAAAAACUAUUGUGAGGAAAUAUAAUUAAUUAUUUAAAAUAUUAAUUUCACUAAAUGAAACAUAUUACUUAAGUAAAAUUUUCAACCAACUCAAAAUAAAGGAGGUUCUUAAUUCGGUUGUAUUUUUUUUUAUAUUUUUUACCUCCUAACUCCAUCAUUUGUAAGCUGAUUUAGAAUUUUAUUAUUUAUCUAAAAGGAUAUUUAACUUACAGAUAAGUUCGAUAGAAUUAUUAUCAAAAUCUGUUCAGAAGUACAGUUUUUAAAUCAUAAUAAUUAGUUUCGUCUGACACAAUCUUUAAUUAUAACAAAUCUACAUAUACAUAUGUUAACUAGUAGAAAAUGCCAAAAAUCAGAUAUUAAGUCCGCCCUGCAGACAUUUUCUAAUGUGUGCAAAAGUAUAAAUAAAUAAAUAAAUAAAAUGUAUAAAAGACGAUACUGAUUGACUGACACAUAUACCAACGCACAGCCGAAAUCGCUGAAUCUAGAAUCUUGAAAUGUUGCAAAUUGUAUUUUUAUAUUACAUAGGAGAACAAAAGGAAAGGAAUUUUAAAAAUUUCAGAAGGUUAAUUAAAAAAUACCAAAAUCCACACAUACGAAUUCACGGGCAAAAAUUACUUUUAAUAACUGUGCAUCGCGAAUGCUUACCAAACUUCAGCGCAAAUACGUAACAUAGUUUUGCAAGUGAGUUUGUAAACAAAUUAUUUGUAAAUUGUUUGUUGUCCUAUUAUUUCCAUUGCCACAUGUAAUGUGCAAGCUAUACGUACUUACUCUCUAUAAUCUAUAAUAAAAGACACAUAGAUUUAAAUACCUGUAUCUGCGUUUUGGCUAUUUCAAAAAGUAAAAAAUA
Galleria mellonella (greater wax moth) is the source of this 4758-nucleotide messenger RNA. RefSeq lists its product as uncharacterized. The record is from RefSeq and is a predicted model, not a curated record. NCBI's taxonomy places the organism in Eukaryota, Metazoa, Arthropoda, Insecta, Lepidoptera, Pyralidae. Gene Ontology annotation, biological process: G protein-coupled receptor signaling pathway; cell surface receptor signaling pathway. Gene Ontology annotation, cellular component: membrane. The transcript has 2 exons. Bases 69 to 3863 code for a protein of 1264 amino acids. Gene Ontology annotation, molecular function: G protein-coupled receptor activity.